CCCUUUAGGGCAGCUUUCAUCAAUCGGAGAAAACAACCACCAGUCAUCACUAGCAAAUUAACCAGCGACCACCACCGGAUCAGGCAACAUGGCCGCUGCGACUGCCACUGCUGCCGCUGCCAUCGGCUCUCCUUUCUCCAAAUGUAACAUAAAAUCAAAGCCAUGGUCUUCGGAUCCUAUAUUUCUUAGAUUAACUUCUACAGUACCCAGGUUACAAUCAUCAUCAUUAUCUCAUUCUCUUACGAGAACUGAUCCAAUACCCAUAUCCGGAAAGUGGCGGGUGCUAAGGGUAUCAGCUUCGGUGGCGCAAGAAGAAGCGGCGGUAUCAGCGACGGAGGAGGAAACCCUCGAGCAAGAGGAGGAGCCGGUGGUCAAAGAAGUGCAAGAAGUCUCCGGUGACGGAGGAGAUCAACCCGAGGCAAUCAGUUCUGUACAUACCAAGCUUUACUUCGGGAAUUUGCCGUAUCUCUGCGAUAGUGCUCAGCUCGCCGGAAUAAUUCAAGAUUACGCUAGUCCGGAGCUUGUUGAGGUACUCUACGAUAGGGACACUGGUAAAAGCAGAGGCUUUGCGUUUGUGACAAUGAGUAGCAUCGAAGAUUGUAAAGCUGUCAUUGAAAACCUCGAUGGAAGAGAAUAUGGUGGAAGAACAUUAAGGGUGAAUUUUUCUGAUAAACCAAAGCCGAAAGAACCAUUAUACCCAGAAACAGAGUACAAGUUAUUCGUUGGAAAUCUUUCAUGGUCUGUUACCUCCGAAAGCCUAACAGAAAAAUUUAGCGAACAUGGCAAUGUGGUUGGAGCAAGGGUUCUAUAUGAUGGUGAAACUGGAAGGUCUCGUGGUUAUGGCUUUGUGAGUUACUCCACGAAAUCAGAAAUGGAGUCAGCCCUUCAGGCUCUUAAUGGAGUGGAGCUAGAAGGGAGAUCAGUGAGAGUUAGCCUCGCACAGGGAAAAAAGCAGUAAGAGUAGCCAAUAUUCAAGAUUUCAAGAUUUCAAAUUCAAGCACAUAAGGCAUACUUGUAGCAAAAUGUAUGGAGUCCCUUUGUAGAAAGAAAGAAAUUAAUCAGAAACCAUAUUGGCAUUUAGCUAUGGGAUAACAGUUUGCUUAGGUUACAAUCAUUAUAUUUCUUGUGUCAAGUUUUCUA
Molecule: messenger RNA, 1140 nt
Organism: Lactuca sativa (garden lettuce)
Lineage: Eukaryota; Viridiplantae; Streptophyta; Magnoliopsida; Asterales; Asteraceae
Product: RNA-binding (RRM/RBD/RNP motifs) family protein
Biological process (GO): chloroplast rRNA processing
Cellular component (GO): chloroplast thylakoid membrane
Molecular function (GO): mRNA binding
Source: RefSeq, a predicted model, not a curated record